AUGAGACUAUCGUCCCGUCUUAUCAUCCUGUAUCUGAGUACCACUGACUCAACAGUGGCUGCUUUCUCGAUCAUCAGGCGGCACAAGCCAAAGAAACCGGCUCUCUUUUUGCUGAAAUCUACCCUAUCGGACGAUGACGAUUUUGCUCUGGUAGGGCUCAAUGCUCUCCAACCUACCGAAACACUGGAAUUAUCAUCCUCGACCGUCAGUACCACUCCCAGCCAGAGUGCGUUUGGAGUAGCUCGAAAUAAUGACAAGGGCGCGCCUUCUCCUAAUAGCGUUUCUACACCAGGAUUGACCGAGGACGGCGAUUUUAUUCUGGAAGGAGUCAAUGCUGUGGAUCCCUCGGCUAACCAAGGACUCGAAAAGUACGGAACGCCGUUGUUGAACUCAAACAACAACCAGGGUCGAUCGGAAGGAGGGUUGCUCUCUCAAUUGAGUCUGGCGACAACAAACACUCCACCCUCCAAUGAAGAAGCCGUGGAUCCAAUAGCAGCAGCAAGCAAUAUAUUGACUUCGUUGACCGACGAUGGAGAUCUGGCCCUUCCAGGCUUUAAUGCCAUACCACCCACCCAGGAGAGGCAAGAUGAUAAUCCCCUGAACUCCUACUCGCAGCAACCACUACAACCGCCACUAAUAUCAUCAUCUCCUCCGGCCCCAGUACCAUCGAGACGAGAAAAUUCCUUGCAAGAGGUCGAAGACAUGACCUUUUGGUUACAAGACAUGAUACCUACUCUACGAGACGACGAUUGCAUUCAUUAUGCUGAUGCCUUGGUGUCGUUGGGAUUUGAUCCCGAGUGUGUCACGGCUGGUGCACUGGUCAUGGAUGAUUUGCAUUUCAUGAAGCCACUUCAUCGACGAUACCUCGUCAAGGAAGUUGCAAACAGAAGUAAUAACCAUGUGUAA
This is a messenger RNA of Seminavis robusta, 906 nucleotides long. The record is from the annotation of a GenBank genome assembly. NCBI's taxonomy places the organism in Eukaryota, Bacillariophyta, Bacillariophyceae, Naviculales, Naviculaceae.